AUGGCUAUCACCGAAGAUGGAGGCUUUUGGAUAUGUCAGUUGCGUGGUGUCCCAACUCAGUCGUGUACUUCUGUGUACUGUGAUGUGACACUCACUAAGCUCCUGUCAGUGAAUGAGGUGCGCAAGGCAAUGAAAUGGGAGAAUUUGUGCAUAGUGGCUGUGGUUGGUGGUAAUAAUGUUAGUUUGGUAGAAGGUAAGGGUGGGAAGAUGGACGAGGUAAAGGGGUUGAGUAUGAACAUGGUUCAGAGUGGUGGAUUUUGGACUCAACUAACUUGGCAAGGCUCAAGGCUUGAGAAAUCGAGGAUAAUUAGAAAAGGAUUGUUGGGUGCCAAUGGCAUACCUAGGGUGUAUUGUGAAGAGGUAGAAGUAGUGAGACCAGGCAAAGUGGAAUUGUUGGUGCUUGGUCCACUAGUAAGUGGCUGA
This is a messenger RNA of Sphenostylis stenocarpa, 423 nucleotides long. The record is from the annotation of a GenBank genome assembly. NCBI's taxonomy places the organism in Eukaryota, Viridiplantae, Streptophyta, Magnoliopsida, Fabales, Fabaceae.